Rhopalosiphum maidis (corn leaf aphid) is the source of this 533-nucleotide messenger RNA. RefSeq lists its product as uncharacterized. The transcript has 4 exons. The coding region runs from base 75 to 533 and encodes 152 amino acids. NCBI's taxonomy places the organism in Eukaryota, Metazoa, Arthropoda, Insecta, Hemiptera, Aphididae. The record is from RefSeq and is a predicted model, not a curated record.
AACAAAUACCAGAUUGUUAUUGUUCACUUAUUGUUUUUUUUUUAAAAUCUUGAUUAAAAAAUUAAAUAACAAUAAUGGCUUCAGCGCAAUCCUCGGAUGACAGUAUGGAGUCGUUGGAGAGUAUUCCUGUCGAGUUAGAAGAAAAAUUCACUUUGGUUCAACACAUCGAAAAUAUAGCUCACGAAAAAGUGCGUAAUGCUGACAAAUUAAAGGACGAAUUUCUGUCAGGAAAAAAUAACUUAUCGGAAGAAGAAAUAUCUGAAUAUUUAAUCUCAACACUAUAUUUUCUUGACGAUGUAAUGGAAUGCAUUGAUGACCAAGCUAAACUGGUUGUUCAAGCUUUUGAUGAGGUCAGUGAAAAUAUGAGGCAAUUGACUUUAGGUAAAGCAAGGUUAGAAGAAAACAUUUAUAACAGAGCAAGUGGCGCAAAAAAUAUUGAAGAAGGCGUACAACAAAUCGAUGGAAUUUGGAACAAGCCGAGCACAUCAAGGGAAGAAAAAACAACUCCUUACAAAAUAUCUGAAAGAAAAUAA